This is a messenger RNA of Pomacea canaliculata, 1788 nucleotides long. Its product is annotated as dihydropteridine reductase-like. The record is from RefSeq and is a predicted model, not a curated record. Gene Ontology annotation, molecular function: NADPH binding; 6,7-dihydropteridine reductase activity; NADH binding. Gene Ontology annotation, cellular component: cytoplasm. The transcript is spliced from 6 exons. Gene Ontology annotation, biological process: L-phenylalanine catabolic process; tetrahydrobiopterin biosynthetic process. Bases 45 to 752 code for a protein of 235 amino acids. NCBI's taxonomy places the organism in Eukaryota, Metazoa, Mollusca, Gastropoda, Architaenioglossa, Ampullariidae.
GUUGUCUGUAAGUGUCAUGCUUCACGAGACUAUAAAGCAUAAUCAUGGCUGCUGGUCGCGUGCUUGUUUACGGGGGAAAGGGUGCACUAGGGUCCACUUGCGUCAAACUUUUUAAAUCUAAAAACUUUUGGGUUGGUUCUAUUGAUCUUGCACCAAAUGAAGAAGCAGAUGCAAAUGUUGUUGUUGGUCCCAUGGCAACAUGGAAUGAGCAAGAGAAGGAGGUAAGCUCUCGAGUUGAGGAAAUCCUAGGAAGUGAUAAAGUGGAUGCCAUAUUUUGUGUUGCUGGAGGAUGGGCAGGUGGAAAUGCAGCAUCUAAAAAACUCAUUGAGAAUGCAGACAGUAUGUGGAAACAAAGUGUUUGGACAUCAGUAAUCGCAUCUAGCCUAGCUGCACGGUUUUUAAAGAAUGGAGGUGUUCUAACUCUCCCUGGUGCACAGGCAGCACUUAAAGGUACCCCAGGAAUGGUUGGAUAUGGUCUAGCCAAGGCUGCAGUGCAUCAGUUAACUCAGAGUCUUGCGGGUGAUAACAGUGGCAUGCCUUCUGAUAGCUUGGCUGUUGCCAUCCUUCCAGUUACGUUAGACACUCCUAUGAACCGCAAGUGGAUGGCCAAUGCUGACUUCUCUACCUGGACACCACUUGACUUUGUAGCUGGACUUUUUUCUAAGUGGGUAGAGGGCCAGGAACGGCCACCUUCGGGAAGCCUGGUCCAGUUGAUAACCAAGGAAGGCAAAACAGAACUUAUUUUGUCUUAAAAACUGAAACAGGCUUCUUGUAACCUUCUGGACUCUGUAUCUCAAAGGCUUGAAAGUGUUCCAAGUGAACAAAAACAAUUUUUUCCAGGAAUGGGUAAAGACAACUCUGAUGUAAUAUUGAAUUACAUCCUUCAUUUCUUAAAGUACUGCUAAAGGAUUUAAUGAUACACAACUACUGAGAGUUUUUUUUUUCUUUAAGGCUUGCAUGUCAAAUUAUUUUUGGCAUUUUAGACCAGUCCAGUGGAAUAUAUCUAGCUAUACAGUAAGUUCUGCAGGAUAGAAAUGAUAUAUUUCUGUUGACAUAUUUUAAAGGUUUUCUGUAAUAUUUAUGUGUAGUGGAUGCUUGAAAUACAUGUAUACUAUUUUGAAAUUGUGAGUUCUAGGAGUUUCCUAGUUUCUAGUCCCAUGUCAAAGUUACUGGAAAGUUGUCAUCUGCAUGUAUACAUAAGCAUGUAACUUGGUAUUGCUGCACUGCAGUGUUCAUGAAAAGAUUUUUUAAUUGUUUAAUGUACUUUUGUUCACUAAAAUCAUUCCAGUUUUAUUUUAAAUUGUACUCAGAGAUUGAGCUGAAUGUUGCAAGUGGAAACUAUCAAUGAAAUCUUUUGAUUGUCUUUUUUUCCCCUAGUGUUUUUGGCAGAUUACUUAACUAAGCUGGAAAAUCAAAAGCAGAAUGACAUAGAAAGCAUGAGAGCAGAAAAGUGCUGUGAAGAAAAAAAUAGCUUUUUUUUUCAAUCUUUCACAGGCUCUCUUAUUUGAUUUAUUUACUUUUUAAAGAGCUUUAUUUGAGCUUUGUGGCUAAAAUAGAACUAAUUCUGUGAUGGAGGAUUUGAAUAGAUCUUUAAUUAAAAAAAAAACCUAGGCAAUAUUUUAGGGUAAAAGACUUGUGCUUGAUUAUCAGUAGAUUGAUGUAAGUCAGUGGUUCUCAAAGUUUUUCGGACCGCGGACCACUUUACUUAAGUAAAAGCUAUGGCGGACCACCAAGGCCUAAGUAAAAAAUAUGGCGGACCACCAAGGCCUAAAAAUCCGUCUGUACUAU